Messenger RNA from Glycine soja, 1769 nucleotides. RefSeq names its product auxin efflux carrier component 2-like. Bases 168 to 1646 code for a protein of 492 amino acids. The transcript is spliced from 6 exons. Gene Ontology annotation, biological process: auxin polar transport; auxin export across the plasma membrane. Gene Ontology annotation, molecular function: auxin efflux transmembrane transporter activity. Lineage: Eukaryota; Viridiplantae; Streptophyta; Magnoliopsida; Fabales; Fabaceae. Gene Ontology annotation, cellular component: endoplasmic reticulum; plasma membrane. The record is from RefSeq and is a predicted model, not a curated record.
CACUUGUCCAUCAUUCUCACCAGAGUUCCUUGAUCGUUCAUUUUACUUUCGAUCCUCUGUUAAAUACGUCAACAUUCCUCAAUCUCUUUCACCUUGAUCCCUUUCGCUCUCAUUGAGUCAUUGUCCAACUCUCCAUAAUUAAUUCUCUUCGAUCUCUCGCUGUCACCAUGAUCGACGGUGUAGCAAUAUACAAUAUUGUGGCGGCUCUUGUGCCGCUAUAUGUGCCCAUGAUAUUAGCCUAUGCCUCAGUCUUGUGGUGGAAGAUCUUCACACCGGAACAGUGUUCCGGCAUAAACCGCUUAGUGGCACUGUACUCGGUUCCCUUUCUUAAUUUCAAUUUCCUAGCCUUUAACAAUCCUUAUGCUAUGAACCUCAGGUUCAUAGCUGCAGACACUCUUCAAAAAGUCAUCAUUUUGGGCGCUCUUUUUCUAUGGAGUGCUUUCACAAAGUGUGGUAACCUCGAUUGGACCAUCACGCUUUUUUCUCUUUCCACUCUACCAAACACACUCAUCGUGGGCGUCCCUCUUCUGACGGCCAUGUAUGGAGACUCAUCAGGUAGCCUGAUGAGUCAAAUCUUUGUCAUGCAGGGCGUCGUGUGGUUCACUCUAAUGUUGUUCUUGUACGAAUACAGAGGCGCCAAGAGCCUAAUUUCGAACCAAUUCCCCGAGAAUGGAGGCUCCAUCGCCUCGUUUACUGUGGAUUCUGAUGUUAACUCUCUCAACGGUAACGAGCCGCUGCAGGCCGACGUGGAAAUGAAGGAAAAUGGAGAACUUCAUGUGGUGGUGAGGAGCCAUUCAUUCAACAAUGACUCUCCUUGUAACUGUUCAACGUCAAACCAUUGUAGCGAGGCAGAGAUCUGUUCCAUGCAACGAUCUUUGAGUUUUAAUACAACACGUGAUCUCAAAAGAGAGGGUUCUAAAGAGGAGAUGUCGAAGAUCGACCAGGAAAAAAUGUCCAGGAAGGACGCUUGUAAUCACCUUUCUAAUGGAGUGAAACAUGAAUCGAUUGACAUGAGUCCUAAUCUUAAAGCAAUGGGAGACAAAGAGGUUGGGAUUGUGAAUGUGGUCCAAUAUCCUUUAAGUGAGGGCCUAAAAGAGGAGAAAAUUGAAGAAGGAGAUGCAUACAAAAAGCAGCAGCAAAUGCCACGUGGUAGUGUCAUGACAAGGCUUGUUCUAACCAUGGUUUGGAGGAAUCUCAUUAGAAAUCCUAAUACCUACGCAUGUGUUUUAGGACUCGCAUGGUCUCUCAUAUCAUUUAGGUGGAACAUCAAAAUGCCAUCAAUUGCGAAAGGUUCCAUUUUAAUACUGUCAAAAACCGGGACCGGAAUGGCCAUGUUCAGUUUGGGUCUAUUCAUGGCAUUACAACCCAAGACCAUUGCUUGUGGAAAAACUUGGACAACAAUUUCUAUGGUGGCUCGGUUCGUGGUUGGACCAGCCGUGAUCGCUGUAACCUCCAUAGUCAUCGGCAUCCGAGGAGUUCUUUUGCGUGUUGCAAUUGUUCAAGCUGCUCUUCCUCAAGCUGUCCUCUCCUUUGUAUUUGCUAAAGAAUACAAUCUCCACGCAGAUAUAAUAAGCACAGCAGUCAUAUUUGGAACGGUGAUUUCGCUGCCCAUAACAAUAAUUUACUUCGUGCUUCUUGGACUCUAAUUAACUCAUCGUUGAAGGCAAAAGUAGACGAAAAUAAAAGUUUGUAUAUUUAUGGUAAAAAUUUGUCAAAACUUAUUUGUUUACACUAAUCAAUUUUACUUAGCAUCGCUAGUUGUAGCAUAA